Molecule: messenger RNA, 570 nt
Organism: Linum trigynum
Lineage: Eukaryota; Viridiplantae; Streptophyta; Magnoliopsida; Malpighiales; Linaceae
Source: the annotation of a GenBank genome assembly
AUGUUGUCGAAGCCCACUCAGGAACAGUCCCUCCUCUGGUGGAUCUCCGGCGACGUCGAGGACUCCUCUUUUGGUUUCAAACACCUCCUUCAGAGCAACAACAGCAACAACAAUCCUUUGGAUUUUGAUGGCAAUGGCGGCGGUGGAGGGUUAGGGAUUGUUGAACAGGGGAAUGGGUUUGAUUCAAUUGGGGUAAUUGGAGCUGGGGUUUCCAGCAUUGGUCACAAUUUGGGGGCUUUCCCUGAUUCCGGGUUCCUCGGAGCUAAUGGGAAUGGCAGAAAUGCUGGGGGUUUUGUGUCUCCCAGCUCUUCUUCUUCAUCUGGGUUGGUUCAUUUCAAACCUAAUAAUAAUAGCGUUGGCAAUAAUCUUCCUUCUGCCAUGCUUUAUCAUCAUCAGCAGCAUCCACAACAGCAGCAGGAGGAGAAGCCACAUAUUCUGCAUCCUAUGAUGAACCAACAACUGAUCAAGCGCCAAACUUUUUCAUGCCUCUGCCAUUUUAGAAUCAUCAUCAGCUUCCUCAACCCAAGAGGCAGAAUUCUGGUGGUGGGAUGGAACCCAUUUCUCAAAUGA